Messenger RNA from Pipistrellus nathusii (Nathusius's pipistrelle), 870 nucleotides. NCBI's taxonomy places the organism in Eukaryota, Metazoa, Chordata, Mammalia, Chiroptera, Vespertilionidae. The record is from the annotation of a GenBank genome assembly.
AUGAUGUCUUAUCUUAAGCAACCGCCUUACCCAGUCAAUGGACUGAGCCUGACCACGUCGGGCAUGGACUUGCUGCAUCCCUCGGUGGGCUACCCGGCCACCCCCCGGAAACAGCGCCGGGAGAGGACGACGUUCACCCGGGCGCAGCUAGACGUGCUGGAAGCGCUGUUUGCUAAGACCCGGUACCCAGACAUCUUCAUGCGGGAGGAGGUGGCACUGAAAAUCAACUUGCCUGAGUCCAGGGUGCAGGUAUGGUUCAAGAACCGAAGAGCUAAGUGCCGCCAACAGCAGCAGCAGCAACAGAACGGAGGUCAGAACAAAGUGAGGCCUGCCAAAAAGAAGACCUCUCCUGCUCGGGAAGUGAGUUCAGAGAGUGGAACGAGUGGCCAGUUCACUCCCCCCUCUAGCACCUCAGUCCCGGCCAUUUCCAGCAGCAGUGCUCCUGUGUCUAUCUGGAGCCCAGCCUCCAUCUCCCCACUGUCAGAUCCCUUGUCCACCUCCUCCUCCUGCAUGCAGAGGUCCUAUCCCAUGACCUAUACUCAGGCUUCAGGUUAUAGUCAAGGAUAUGCUGGCUCAACUUCCUACUUCGGGGGCAUGGACUGUGGAUCUUACUUGAGCCCUAUGCAUCACCAGCUUCCUGGACCAGGGGCCACCCUCAGCCCUAUGGGUACCAAUGCAGUUACCAGCCAUCUCAAUCAGUCCCCAGCUUCCCUCUCCACCCAGGGAUAUGGAGCUUCAAGCUUGGGUUUUAACUCCACCACUGAUUGCUUGGAUUAUAAGGACCAAACUGCCUCCUGGAAGCUUAACUUCAAUGCUGACUGCUUGGAUUAUAAAGAUCAGACAUCCUCGUGGAAAUUCCAGGUUUUGUGA